This is a messenger RNA of Cetraspora pellucida, 222 nucleotides long. The record is from the annotation of a GenBank genome assembly. Lineage: Eukaryota; Fungi; Glomeromycota; Glomeromycetes; Diversisporales; Gigasporaceae.
AUGGGCCCACAAGCACAAAUAUCAGAGUAUAAAACACCACAAAUCUUGACAACUGUGACAGUAAUUGAAGAUUUUAAUGUUUCUGAAAAUACUGCAUUCGGAAGUGCAUCGAAAGAAAUCAAACUUGACGCUGAUAACAAGAUGAGUAAAAAUGAAGGUAGUCAAGAUAUGAGAUCAACAUCUAAAAUAAAAAGUGGUUUUAUGUUCCAUCAAUUGAAAUGA